GCGUGGGCCGGGUGGGAAGCGGCGUUGACCCGCGGUGGGGAGGAGCGGGACCCCAGACAGCGGGCAGGGGCGUCUAGGUCCAAACCAUUGGCUUGGGUUCGAAUGGCCCCCCAGCUCUAAGAGGGUGGUUCUGCCGGUGCGUCUGCGGGACGGGGGUGGGGGGCGUGCGCAUGCGUGAGGGUGCGCUCUGCUUGCGUGGAGAGCCCCGUGACUUUUGAACUUGGCUGACAGCUCUGUAACAAGUGCCGUGAACGUCAUCACCUUUGUUUUUGUUCUCAGUGGCCUCAGUAUCUAGAGGGACAAGAAGUUCCAAGAGGUGCAGAUUUGGGGUCCUGGGUGAAGGUUCCAAAUAUGAAUUUGCCUCCUAAUCUUAUAUCCUAAUUUCUAAAGAACCUGUGGGUUCUUGUGAGGUUAAAGACCUGGGUCUCCAGAAACAAAUCUCAUCCUGAAGAGACCCUUGGGACAUUUGAUCCCUCCCCACAGUUUCAGUCCCAGAAAGGGGUAGAUCCUGGAACUGCAGGGCAUAGCAUAGGAAUUCUUUGUUUUCCUGUUGCGUAAGGUGCCACUGUAACCGAACUAACCUGAGUUCACUCCUUGGCGAGUGACAGAUGCAAACUACACCAGGUCGAGUUGUACAAAGGAAAAUUUGCAGCAGAUAAGGAGCUCAUGAGGCAUAACUUUCAAAGCCUUGACUCCCUGAGUAAGGUUGAAGGGGUUCCUUUUAUUUAGGGUUAGGAUGAAUAUUUAGAAAGGGGAUCUUUGUCAUUGUAUUGUAGAUGGAGUAAGGUCCUGCAGUCGCCUUAAGGCAACCUACCUAUACUCACACACAUUCUGUGUUAUGUAAAUGGUACUCCUAUUUGAACCAAGAUGUUAGUAUUAUAAUAUGGUGGUUGCCGCACCUUCUAGAGGUCACUCCAUGAUCCCGCCUGCUCAGGGUUAAGCUCAAAGUGGUCCUGGCGGUGUUGGGGCAGUUGGUAUUGGGGCAUUCGCUAUCCCUUGACAGGUGAUUCCAAUUUCCAUUUGCCUGCGUUUAGAGAAGCCGGAAAGAGCUUAAGGAAAAAUGUGGGACAGAGAUUGAAGUUUCAGGCCCGCGAGUGGUUCACUGGAGUCUCUGUUGUCAUCUGGCACUGAUAGCGUCUCCUUCUGGGUCUCUGGUGCAGACGCCUUCUUUACCAUGGUGGAUCUAAGUCCCCCAGAGUGUUUACUGGAGAGGCCCUGUUCUUAACUGACUGCCGGCCUGCCAGGCUUUGUGAGACAACUCAAAGAAGAUACUCUUCUAGUCACACCAUAGGAUCCAUACCACCUACCUACCUCUGUGGAGAGAUUUCAGAGCAAGGGGCUCAGGGCAGCCACAGUUCCUUCAAGGGGUCAGCAGCAUCAGUCCAGAGGCACAGACCGCACAAAGGGAGAGUCCCCUCCAAGAAUUCCUCUCCCAGUUCCCAGUGUGGAUGCGUGAGCCCGGAUGAACCGCUGCCAACUGCUCCAUCGGUGGGGAACCAGUUGUAUCUGCACAGGACUCUAUGCUUUUGUAAGAACGGCAGAAAAUGGACAAAUCCCAGGGGUCACUGUCAUUUGGGGAUGUGACUGUGGACUUCUCCUGGGAGGAGUGGCAGUGCCUGAACCCUGCUCAGAGGACCCUGUACAGGGACGUGAUGCUGGAGAACUACCACAACUUUGUCUCAUUGGGGUUUCUCAUUAACAAGCCAGAGGUGAUCUUCAGAUUGGAGGAAGGGGAAGAGCCAUGGAUAGUAAAGGAAGAAUUUCUAUACCAGAACUACCCAGAAGACAACAAAGCUCAUUACCUAACAGAGAGAAUCCAGGAAAACCAAGACAAAUAUUUGCUACAAGUUGCAUUUAAGAACAAAACACUGGCCUCAGAAAAAGUUCAUGCUUUAAGAAAACCAUCUAAUAUGAGUGCAAACUUUGUUCCUUCAAGAAAAAUGUCCUGUAAAUACGACUUACAUGGAGUGAGUUUGAAAAAUAUUUUAAUAUCAAUUGGUAGUAAUAGAAAUUCUUCAAGAAAAAAAUAUGGUAUUUUAAAUGUAUAUGAGAAAUUUCUUGAUACUAAGCAGGAAAAACCUCAUGCUCAAGAGAUUUCUUGUGAAAAUAAUCAGAAUGAGAAAACCUUUGGCCAUAAGAAUGGUAUUAUUCAGCACCUAAAUACUCAGACUUCAGAGGAGACUUUAAAAUAUAAUGAUGGUGGAAAACCCGUAGGAGAAAAGACCGUAAUAAUUCCACACAGGCAAAAUGACAUAGGAGAGAAACUCUGUGAAUAUAAGGAACAUGGGGAAACCUGUGAGAUAUCAUCUCUGUUGAAAUGUCAUGCGGUCUACACAGAAAUAAAACAAUCCAAAAGCAAUCAAAUGGAAAAUAAUUUCAGUAAGAUGUCACACCUCACUCAAGUUCAGAAAAGCCAGAGAGGUGAGUGUCUAUUCAAAUGUAAUGAAUGUGGGCAAACAUUCAACUACAAGUCAAAUCUCACAGCGCAUCAGAGAACACACACAGGAGAGAAACGCUAUGAACCUAAUUCACGUAGGAAGACCAGUCACAAAUCAGUUCUCAGAGACCAUUGGAGGACACAUACAGGGGAGAAACUUUAUAAAUGUAGUGAAUGUGGGAAGUCCUUUUACAAGAAGUCAUCCCUCAUUCGACAUGAGAGAACAUACAUGAGGGGGAAGCCCCAUGAAUGUAAUGAAAGUGGGAAAACUUUCACCUUCACUCAACAUCAGAGAACUCCUACAGGAGAGAAACGCUUUCAGUGUAAUGAAGACCGUAAAACUUUCUGUCAGCAGUCAGACAUAAAGAGACAUCAGAGGAUUCACACAGGGGGGAAACGCUUUCAGUGUAAUGAAUGUGGUAAAACUUUCCAUUGGCAAUCAGACAUUAAGCUACAUCAGAGAACUCACACAGGAGAGAAACCCUUUCACUGUAACAAGUGUGGUAAAACUUUCUAUCGGCAGUCAGAUGUUAAUGCACAUCAGCGAAUUCACACAGGAGAGAAACGCUUUCAGUGUGAUCAGUGUGGUAAAACUUUCUAUUGGCAGUCAGACGUGCAUGCACAUCAGAGAACUCACACAGGAGAGAAACCCUUUCAGUGUAACAAAUGUGGUAAGUCUUUCCAUAGGCAGGCAGACGUUAAUGUUCAUCAGAGAACUCACACAGGAGAGAAACGCUUUCGAUGUAAUGAAUGUGGAAAAACUUUCUACCGGCAGUCAGACGUUAAUGCACAUCAGAGAAUUCACACGGGAGAGAAACCCUUUCAAUGUAAUCAGUGUGGUAAAACUUUCUAUCGGCAGGCGGACGUUAACGUGCAUCAGAGAACUCACACGGGAGAGAAGCGCUUUCAAUGUAAUGAAUGUGGAAAAACUUUCUACCGGCAGUCAGAAGUUAACGUACAUCAGAGAACUCACACAGGAGAGAAGCCCUUUCAGUGUAAUGAAUGUGGUAAAACUUUCUAUCGACAGUCCGAUGUCAAUGCACAUCAGAGAAUUCACACAGGAGAGAAACCUUAUAAAUGUAACGAAUGUGGGAAAUCUUUUUACGAGAAGUCAUCCCUCACUCGACAUGAGAGAACUCACACGGGAGAAAAACCCUAUGAAUGCCAGGAGUGUAGGAGAACUUUCUGCCAGAGGUCAGCCCUCACUCAACAUCAGAGGACUCACACGGGAGAUAGACCCUUUCAUUGUAAUGUGUGUGGCAAAACUUACCGUCAUCUCUCAGCUUUCAACGUACAUCGGAGAACUCACACAGGAGAGAAACCCUUUCAGUGUAUUGAAUGUGAGAAAUCUUUUCUUACAAAGUCGACUCUUAUCAAUCAUCAGAGGACUCACACAGGGGAAAAGCCCUAUGAAUGUAAUGAAUGUGGGAAGAGUUUCCGUCAUAAAUCUACCCUCACUACCCAUCUGAGAACUCACUCAGGAGAGAAACCUUAUAAAUGUUGUGAAUGUGGAAAAGCUUUCGGGCGGAAAUCAGCCCUUACAAAUCAUCAAGGAGUUCACGUAGGGUAGGAACCCUAUGGCAGAAAUGUGCUAUGUUUUUCCCAAUACCCAUUUCUCCUUCUUUAUGGUUACACAACUAGUCCAGAUUUGCUAGCCUGUCUUCCAUACACAUGAGGCCACAUGACCUGUGACUCGCAAUAUGGGCACAAAUUCCAAGCCUGUAAAAGACCUCAUUUGGAAUUUUUCCUACUUUCGUUUUUCUUUCCUUAUCAGGGGGUAAUGGAGAUAUCCUCAGGACAACGUGGAAGCUAGUCAUUAGAGAUUACAGAUUCUUAAGUUGGGAGAAACCAGGGUCCUGGGCAGAGUUUUGCCUUCACUAACAUCACUUCGUAAGUCUUGUCGUAGACGAGAAAUAAUUUUUUUUUCAGCCAUUACAUGUUUAGAGCUUUCUGUUGUCAUAGUGUAUGCUAGCCAUGCUUUAUCCCGUCUAUCCUGUGAAUCUAAUGAAGGUAUGAGAAACACUGUAGGUCAGAGAAUUCAUUAGGGGAGAAACCGCUCUCAAUAUCCUGCAUUUUAAUAAACCUUCAUCAACAAGCCAAACAUUUUAUAAAUCAGAAAUUUACAGUGGAAAACCCCAAAAAUGAAUGUAGGAAAAUUUUCACAGUCUGAUUGUCCAGUAGAUAAUUGAGAGUAGAAUAAAGCUAACAACCUGAAAAACGUUUCAAGAGUUAUAUAUCAGAAUACGUAACAAAAGAAAAUUGUCAGUUUAGGAAACGAGGAAAACAUCCUUACCUAGAAAUGAUCUUAUUCUAGAAGCGAUGUUUCGGAUGCAGUAUUAAAUAACUUACAAAUAAUAUGACACAGGAUGUUUAUUUAACGGUCUUGCUCAUCAAGGGACACAUCGCUUUGAGAAAGGCGCAAGUGAGUUGAGUCAGAGCGGCGGCAUUAAAUGUAUAUGAGUAGCAUCUGUGCUAGGUCAGGCUUGCACACGACAGUGCUCUUUAACAGCUGUUUUCUGUAUCCUUGAUUUUUGUUUUGUACUCACAGUAGUUACAGUAGGAGCAUUGCACCCUUAUCUAAGUAACUUUUGUAACGUACGCUAGGAUUUCUGACACUAAAUACUAUUGUCCCAUCACAUAUUUACACCUCAACAUAUAUGAAUUUUAAAAGGAACAUUGAAUGCGUGAAUGUCAUGUGUUUUCUGCUUUUUGGUGGCAUAUAUAACUCCAUAUAGACAUUGUGAAGAAACUGUCCUUUUAGCAAAUCACCCAUAUAACAUUUAAUAAAGUCAAGAUUUAUUGGAAAUCUGCAACGAUUCAGCACACAUUUGUUUAUGAUACACAUAUAAGUUAAUUUUCAAAGGUGGCCUUGAACAUGAGUACUUCGUACACUGUUCGGAUUGAAAGCAGGGCCCAUUGAAGACAUUUCCCCCAUUUUUGUGUUUUCUAGAGGGUAUGUUUAUGUAAGUUUAAGUGCAAAGUGCAGAUAUUAAUGUGAGCACAGGACUCUCUGCAUUUGUAUUUUUUUUGUGGUAGGCUGCCACAUUUCUGCCCUAGAAUUAUGCAUGGUUUCUGGAAACUGUUCUAUGCCUGUCACUUACUAUUUGAGUGACCUGUGUAGUGAUUUAAUCUUUCUGCUUCAAUUUCAUUAUCUACCUCACAGAUAGUGAACAGUUUGGGUUGAUGUUUUCUGUUAUUAGAGCCAAAGGCAGUUAUGUUUAGAACUUGAACAUUAGAAAUAAAAUAGUCAUUCCAUAGUAUGAAGUGUAUUUCUGCUUCUUGAGUUGAUACAAGAAGAUUCUUUUUAGAACUUUGUAUUUUGUCAGGUUUGUCUUUAAAAUAUAUGAAACAAAUGUGUUUAGAAUAAACAGAAUAAUCUAUUGACCUCUUUGUGUUGUUGGUUAAAUAUGGUGUGAACUAAAAAUCCAACUUUUUUUUUUUUUUUGCAAAUGACUAGCCAGUGGAUCUUUCGCCUGUACAUUCAUUUGCCCUUACUUCACUGAUUUGAAACCCCAUUUUUUGUAUAGACACCCUUUGAUGUGGCUAUUGCAUUUCUAGGCCCUGCGUUCUUGUCCCCAUUCUUGUCAUGUCUACUGCUGGUCCAUAAUCUAGAUGGACCAACCACAGGACACCACCCUCCUUCCCUACACUGAAGAUUUCACUGCUGUUCACUCUCUGCUUUUUGCCACUGUGUAUAAACUCAUCGUGAAUUUCGGUGGUUCUGGUAACAUUUUGUCAUCUUCCACACUGUGCCUUGAACACCACUUAUUAAAACCAGCAAAAUGGUUUUGAGUUAUGACCAUAUUUAUAUAUGUAGCUUUUGUUCUUUUUAGCAUCUUAUGCUCCGUUCUAUUAAAAUAACUUCAUUCUGUUGAAAGGCAUCUUGUUUCUAAUUUUUCAUCGUUCUGAACAAUACUACUUUGGACACUUUGUGUUUAUGCAGACUACAGCUGCAUCCUCAACCCACAGUAAGAAACACAUUUCUGUAAAUACAGCCGAGCACUUGUUGAUUCAAUAAAUAUUAGUCACUAUGUAGAAGGCGUUGUACAACAGUGAAUACAACAGAAGUUCUAAUCUAAUCUUCCCAAGGUUAAAUUCCAGUGAGACAUAAUCAGCGUUGCCAGAAGAGAGAAACCACAGCAGCGAUUUGAACAGAAACAACAUGAUACAAGGAAUUGUUAACUUGGUGUACUGUUGUCUAGGGAUCUAAAAGGGUAUACGGGGAACCCUGAGAUAUGAAGAAGAAUCUGAAAGGGAAAAAUAAGAGUCAAGUGUAUCCCUAGGAUAGCAACUGCAGGCAGCAGCUCCAAGCUCUAGGCUGGUAAAAUGAAGGGAACAGGGUAGGCGUCCCUCAGAGCUGAAGUGCAGAACUCCGAAGGAACCUGUUCCACUGCUGGGGGUAUCUGAGCCCAGAGGAAUGGCCUCACAGGUCUGGGACCCAUAUUGGCUGCCUG
Molecule: messenger RNA, 6891 nt
Organism: Prionailurus viverrinus (fishing cat)
Lineage: Eukaryota; Metazoa; Chordata; Mammalia; Carnivora; Felidae
Product: zinc finger protein 12-like
Exons: 7
Coding region: 1545-4007 (820 amino acids)
Biological process (GO): negative regulation of transcription by RNA polymerase II
Molecular function (GO): DNA-binding transcription repressor activity, RNA polymerase II-specific; RNA polymerase II cis-regulatory region sequence-specific DNA binding
Source: RefSeq, a predicted model, not a curated record